AUGCACUGCUGCCAGGCCGUGGCCCUGGCCCUCACGGCCGCCCUGCUGCUGGUCUGCGGGCCUGCGAGCGCUCGCCCCCUGAGGCAGGACGCUGUGGGCAACUCCACAGCUGCUAACCCCGAGCAGCUGACUGCGUCCUCCUCCGUGUCUCCAUCUGCUCGCUCGACCACCAGCACUGCAGCCGAUGCCCUGCCCUCCUCACGCAAGCGGGAGCAGCAUGAUGCCACCACCGCCUCGCCCAACGCUGCCUUCUCAUCGGCCGCCCGCACCACCGCACCCGACGUCUCCCAUACCCCCACGCCCAGCUCCACCCCAACCCCCAGCUCCAACACUACCCCCGCCCCCAGCUCCACCACCGCCCCCACCCCGCCGGCAGCAGCCGACGACGGCUCCUCCGGCUGCCCAGACGUGCAGGCCGCACUCGACGCCCACAACGCAGCGCGUGCCCGCCACGGCGCCCAGCCGCUGACCUGGAGCAGCAGCCUGGCGGCCGCUGCCCAGAAGGCCUCCGCCAGCUGCGUCAUGCAGCACACCAGCGGCGGCGAGAACCUGGCCAUCGGCGUGGGCAGCUGCAAGGCCGCCGUCAGCCUGUGGCUGCAGGAGGAGAGCCUCUGCCCCAACGGCUGCGACUGGGAUGCCUCAACUGGCCACUUCACCCAGGUGGUGUGGAAGGCUACCACGGAAGUGGGCUGCGGCUUCCAGGCGUCCUGUGGCUACGUGGUGUGCCGCUACUCGCCUGCGGGCAACGUGCUGGGCUGGUUCGGCGCCAACGUCUCCUGA
Molecule: messenger RNA, 780 nt
Organism: Chlorella variabilis
Lineage: Eukaryota; Viridiplantae; Chlorophyta; Trebouxiophyceae; Chlorellales; Chlorellaceae
Exons: 5
Coding region: 1-780 (259 amino acids)
Cellular component (GO): extracellular region
Source: RefSeq, a predicted model, not a curated record